UCCACGAAUGUCACUGCAAGAGUUUUAUUUAGUUCGCUGAUUUUGCAAGCUAGCUGGCUAAGCUGUCACUUUAGCCGUUAGCCUGCUGGCCUAAUGGGCAGGUGUUCAUGCAACUUACUGCAAAUAGAAAAUACUGAAAUCGCUUUCGUCUGUAACAUCGAGCUUAUGAAAGAUGAUUUUCUUGGACAGGUUAACUGAAGCGACUGUCAAAACGUUCAGGUUACUGCAAGCAUAGCCAGCUAGCUUGUGAAGCCGUUAUAGAGCUAACCCAGUUCAGGGAGUUUGCUCAUUUAUUGCCUUGUAUUGCUUCUCAGAUUACCACAUCUCUUUCUUCUUAUUUAUAUUUUGCUCUAACUCGUAGUCUUUGGUUUUUAGAAUUGAUAUGCUGGCACCGCCAAUCCCUACCAUCAUGCCGGCUCUUCUGGAGAGGCCCAAACUGUCUAAUGCCAUGGCACGUGCCUUGCACAAGCACAUUAUGAGAGAGAGGGAGCGGAAGAGGCAAGAGGAAGAAGAGGUUGACAAAAUGAUGGAGCAGAAACUAAAAGAAGAGGAAGAGAGGAAGAGGAAGAAAGAGAUGGAGGAGAGAAUGUCUUUAGAGGAAACAAAAGAGCAGAUAAUGAAGAUGGGAGUGAAGCUGCAGGGUCUUCAAGAGGAGAAGCAUCAGCUUUUUCUGCAGCUGAAGAAAGUCCUACAUGAGGAGGAGAAAAGACGACGGAAAGAACAGAGCAAUAGUGUGCACGCAUGGCCGGACUUACCAUUGGGCUUGAGUGGGCUCAGUCAGAAUUCAGAAAUUAUUAGCCACAUUUCCACUGUGCACGCAAGAUCUAAACGGGCCAGCCGGGGCUACAGCUUACAACUACGACCUUCAAGGCCACAAUCAAACAGCAUAAUUGGCUGCUUGCCACCGUCUCAGACGCGUCAUUUCCAGUCUCAGUCGGGAUUCAGUGCAGGUGGAACAGAGCACGGCCAGUAUUCUGGAGGCCAGCCGAGUCACAGCCCGUAUGGAGUCACUCAGCCGCAGCAUGCAUCACCUUUUGCCUCCAGUCAGCCGGUGCCAGCCAACUAUGCCAGUGGUUCACAACUUAGAGGUGCAUCAGCAUUCCAGGCCAUGCAGUACCUGCCCCAUCAGCAGCAGGGCUAUGCGGUCCACAGUCAUUUCACCUCUCAGCCUGGUUACAUCCCCAGUGCUGGGAUUCCCCUGCAGAAACAGUUAGAACAUGCUAACCAGCAGUCCGGCUUCACAGACUCGAGUCCAUUGAGGCCCAUGCAUCCGCAGGCUCUGCAUGUGAGCGCUGCAGGUUUGCUGCCUACUCCCUCUAUUGCUGUCCAGAUCCCUCCUGGCAAGUCUGGCUUACCAUAUGCACAUCCACCGAGGCCAGCUUCCCCAGGCGCAUUCACACAUGGAACGUCCUCACAACAAGCACAUGCAGCUACAUUUCAAAGCUCUUCUCAACCAACCCCUCGCCACGCCUACCUUUCUCACAGCCAAUCAGGGCAGAGGUUUUACCACCAUGCCAAAUAGCUAUUCAUUUCAGUCUAAUGCAGAUAGAUGUUAGGGUUUGAAGAUAAGAUUCACCACUUACACUUUGAAGGCUUUUGCAUUAAAGCUAAAUAGCACACAACGCUUGGCAUCAUAGUGUAAUGACGUAGAACACAUGACUGCGUUACGGUCACAUGCAAGUCAUUUUCUGUUAUUCUUCAGCUGGUAGACCUCCCUUUGCAACAGGGUAUGCCAUUUAUUUCAGUAUUACAGUGGGAUGUGUCUGAAAGUUUAUUUUAUGCAUUUGAAGACAUCGGCAACAGCUGUGCCAACAUUA
This is a messenger RNA of Sinocyclocheilus grahami, 1817 nucleotides long. RefSeq names its product G protein pathway suppressor 2-like. The record is from RefSeq and is a predicted model, not a curated record. Gene Ontology annotation, cellular component: transcription regulator complex. The transcript is spliced from 11 exons. Gene Ontology annotation, molecular function: transcription coregulator activity. The coding region runs from base 383 to 1522 and encodes 379 amino acids. Gene Ontology annotation, biological process: regulation of transcription by RNA polymerase II. NCBI's taxonomy places the organism in Eukaryota, Metazoa, Chordata, Actinopteri, Cypriniformes, Cyprinidae.